GCCAUUAGGCUGCGUGAUCUACACAGCUUGACUGACCUGUUUUACGACCUGAGCACAAGGGACACGGUACUAAUGUCAAAGCUAGCAUAAUUCACUUCUUUGUCUUAACUUGAAUGCUACAUUUGGCACGUAAUCACGUCAUGCUUUAUACGUGUGAGGUAAGUGGGAUAUGGACACGAUGCCAUAAUGGUCGCUGCACCUGCCAACAGAGAAUGUCAAGGGAUUAAGAAUAUCAACCUGAAAAUAUCACGCAGACGCUCAUCCGAUUGAGAUUGCAAAAUACGAUCAGCUAUGAGCUUGGCUUCUGUGGAUUACACCUAGGCAACCACGUCGGCUUUGAUGUUUGUCAACUGGGUGCGUGGUCAGGAACUGAAUACCAAUAUGGUGUCAGUCUGUAGCUGAGAUGUACACUGUAUCAUGUGCUACAGCCAACAGACACUAAUGGAUAGUACUCAGUGUUUCGUAACAGGAGCUGUUUGAAGUCCGGGUAUUGACACAUACUACUGCCAGAGGAUACAGGCCGAAUUCCUGUUUUAGUUGAUCGAAGUUAUCAGAUUUUGACCAGACAAACAGCGUUGGAAACAGAUGCAUUUAUGAUGUCUGUGAUUUACAACUUCAGUGUGGUAAUUUUCAUGAUGUACACUUCUUCGCACGUUUGGAUGCUGUCUCUUGAUAUUUUGCUGAACAUCAAAGAGUAUGACAAGUGCCCCCAACCUGUGGUCUGCCACAAAAACGUUUCAGUCAACAAUAAUCUGUUAAAUGCGACAAUUUGGCUGGUUUCUGUUGAUGAGGAAUUUCCUGAUGUGAAAACAGUGAGAUCGGUACAUGGGGAUGUCAUGAUCAUGGCAUCACUCUCUCCCUGUCAGCGUCAUUUCAGUCCCUCCUCCCACGACAUCACCGUCUGCCCCUUAGUCUGCUCCACGUUCUUAUCCAGCCAGUCAAUAUAUAUUCAGUCAGUGUUCAACGUCACAAAUACAGAGCAAACCAUCUUUAAUGCCCUCGUCAGUCAUGAUUCCUUGGACGAUGUCAUGACAGGCAUUACCUCAAUACUAUGGCAUGUGAAGUGGAAGACGGUCGUUGUUAUAACUUCUGCGUAUGGAGUUUUCACUGCACUAUCUGGGGGCAGAUUGGCUUCGAUCAAGUUACUGCUGUAUAUGAUAGAUGAUCCCAACAAUCCACUUGAAAGUAUUGACCUCGCCAGCAUUUACCAGCUGCUUCCGGUGAAAGACCUUAACCUUCUUGUGAUGUGUCCAUCCGACUGUAUACAGAAACUCCUCAACCAGGGUCGAUUUUUGGAAUCGAACAUGUCAGUGGCGAAGGCAAGUGGAGGCCCUCAAUGGUUGAUGGUUCCUUCUACCGGAAGUGUCAUGGACCUUGCACACAGCGUCGAGCCAUUCAAAACUGAAAAGCUUGUUUUCUUGGAAUUCAUGCCGUGUUCGAGGUCUUACUUACCACUGAACAUUGACGUUAUUACGCAGCAUUCCACAAGCUCAGAGCGAACAAAUAUGACAGACCAGGCUGCUGAAAUAACAGAAUCGUUACAGAAGAGUGUAAUCGACGGUGAAUACCCCGUUCAAGCUAAACUAAAAGUUCUUGGCAGAGGCCAUUCUGGAACAAAUGUUGAAACUGUUGGCUACAUUGGGAGAGAUGACUCUGUGCAGGUCAAGCAUCCGCUCUAUCAUGCCAACUAUGAUGGAUUUCACAACCGAACGUUAAUUGUCGGGACUCUGGAGUGGCCGCCAUUUGUGAUCAGGAAAGUGGAGAACGGUUCUGUGAAGUUUGACGGUCUUUGCAUCCAGCUUUUGCAGGAACUGGCGAAACAGCUCAAUUUCAGCUACACCCUGGUGGAGCCCGAAGACAGAGAGUGGAGUCGGGUACUGAACGGCAGUUGGACGGGGCUGGUGAAGUUACUUACUGAUGGGGAAGUUGAUUUGGUGGUGGCACCGAUGUCUGUGAGUCACAGCAGAGCGGCCGCCAUCGAUUUCACAGUGCCAUUCUUCUACGCCCAUUCAGCUCUUAUUCUAAGCAAACAAGAUCCCAACAGCAACAAAUGGCUGACCCUUCUCUCCCUGUUCCGUUACGAGGUUCUCAUUUGUAUCCUCGUCUCACUCAUCUUCUCCACUGUCUUGAUCUUCGUCAUAGAAGAAGUGACACCAGUUCGUUCGUGGACAGAUGACAGACCCACGGAUAUGCAGACCCGAUAUGGAGAUAUACUCUGGUAUCAUUUUGGAGCUCUUAUGGCGAACGGAGGAGCAUACCUUCCCAACACGGAGUCCGGACGCACGGUGCUCAGCUGUUGGUGGCUGUUCACGGUGAUAAUGGCGGCCACCUACAGUGGUAACCUCAUAGCGUUCCUCACCGACGGACGAGAGAAACCGCCCUUCUCCAGCUUGGCUGAGAUGGCGCAGCAGGACACAUACAGCUGGGGCUUUGUGGGAGGCGCAUUUCUAGUCACUCUCUUUCAGGAAUCCAACAUCUCCGCCUAUCAGAUAAUAUGGCAUCGUGUGGAGGAAAUGACGGCAAACCAUCCUGAUUGGUUGAGUCACGAUGGCAACGAGCACCUGCGCCGGGCGGCAGAGAGCAAAUAUGUCUAUAUUGCAGAAGGGGCUACUUUUGAGAUGUGGGACGACCCUCGGAGGUGUCAUUUACAGGCGAUAACCGACAACUUCGCUUUCGGCAAAUAUGCAGUUGGUUUACCCAAACACAGUAUAUACACACAGCUCUUCUCAAAACAAAUAUUGAAAGUGUACGAGAGCGGCCUUGUGCAUAUGUGGUGGAAUCGGUGGAAACCUAAACAUCAGUGUAUGUCACCCAGCAGAAAAUCGAAGAGGAUCGACAUUCUAGCCUUGCAAAGCGCCUUCUAUAUUGCAGGGAUUGGUGUGGCUAUAUCACUCAUGGUACUUGUGAUUGAAACCAUUCAUAAUCGGCGAAGUAAACAAAGACUGCCGAGACAGUCUGACAGUGUUGAAGAAGAUGAUGAAGAGGAAGAAGAAGAGUCAGUUUGCCCUGAUACCUCAUCCCAGGAUCUCCCGAACACAGAUAUAGUUGCCACCACCUGACGUAUGACAGAGUUGCACCAGAAAGACCUUAUCACAGCUUAACCAUAUGGAAACAAAUCUUGACAGCAUCGGCAGAAAUGCAGAUGCUUCAAGCAUGACACAGUUACUGUUCUUUUACCAUGUGCACCUUUAGGGCGAGAUAGGUUAAAUGGUCAUGAAAUCAGGAGGUUUGUUCUGUGAUUAGUAUGUGCUAUGUACUUUAAACACUUAGAAAUACGGAAGCUGUAGGUCACGCUUAGAUCUAUGUAGUUUAUAUGUCUG
Haliotis rubra (blacklip abalone) is the source of this 3320-nucleotide messenger RNA. RefSeq names its product glutamate receptor ionotropic, kainate 2-like. NCBI's taxonomy places the organism in Eukaryota, Metazoa, Mollusca, Gastropoda, Lepetellida, Haliotidae. Gene Ontology annotation, cellular component: membrane. Gene Ontology annotation, molecular function: glutamate-gated receptor activity. The transcript has 13 exons. The record is from RefSeq and is a predicted model, not a curated record. The coding region runs from base 594 to 3059 and encodes 821 amino acids.